CCAAGCUCCACCUUCCCCAUAGCUGCAGCCGCGGCAGAUCGAGAUCAGCACAGUAGCUGACCUCAUUCGCUUGCUCGUCUCCAAGCUCCAGCUGAGCACGCAAAGAUCACGAGCCAGCUCGAGCAUGGAGGAGAAGGCGGCGGAGACGGUGCCGGCCCCGGCGGUUGCGGUUGCCGCCGCGGGGGAUCUGGACGUGACCUACUGCAGCGAGCACCCCUACCCGCCCGGCGCGGCGGCGGCGGCCGGCAUGGCCGUGGGCAGCGGCAUCUGCGCCUUCUGCCUGCAGGAGAAGCUCGGCAUGCUGGUCUCCUCCUCCAAGUCCAGCCCCUUCCACCCGCCACCUUCCUCCGUCACCCCGACCACCCCUCCCUCCACCAACAUGCCCGCCUCCGACCCGCCCCACCCUCCCGCCGCGGCUGUCCCGCCGCAGAAGGCCAAGUCCUCCUCCUCGUCCGCCACCACGGUCGCGAGCGGGCUCCGGAGGAGCAAGUCCGUGGCACCGCGGCCGGACGAGCCGCCGCUGUCCGCCGCCGGGGUCGCCGCCGACAGCCCCCGCAAGAAGAGCUUCUGGUCCUUCCUCUACCCCUCCUCCGGCGCCCACCGCACCGCGUCCUCCUCCUCCUCGUCUCUGCCCGGGGCCGACGGCGCCGCGUCGGCGAGGAGGAAGUCCGUGUCGGUGGCGUCCUCCGCGGCGUCGGCGUCGAUGGGGCGCAGGCUGGAGGCCAUCGAGGAGCCCGAGAGCCCCGGCCGCCGCAGCGAGGGCUCCUCCUCCUCCUCCUUCGGCCGCAAGGUGGCGCGCUCCCGCUCCGUCGGCUGCGGCAGCCGCAGCUUCUCCGGCGACUUCCUCGAGCGCCUCUCCACCGGCUUCGGCGACUGCGCGCUCCGCCGCGUCGAGUCCCACCGCGAGCCCAAGCCCAAGGGGAGCGCUCCGGCCCACCUGGGUGACGGAGACGAUGACUACGAGCAGCACAAGAUCAAGUGCGCCGGCUUCUUCGGCGGGCUCGGCGCCGCGCCGCCGCCAUCGUCCUCCUACUGGCUCUCCGCGCCCGGCAACGGCGGGAGCGGCGCUGGCGCCGGCGCAGGCGGCAGCGGGAAGGCGCCUGGCGCGCGGGGCCACCGGAGCUGGGCGUGGGCGCUCGCGAGCCCCAUGCGGGCGCUCAGGCCGACCAGCUCCACGUCCAGCAAGUCCAUCAUGUCCGCGCACCACAACCGCGCCGCCGGCGGCGGCAACAACAUGCCGACGGUCGGUGGAUCAGCGGUGGCGACGAGCUAG
Molecule: messenger RNA, 1273 nt
Organism: Lolium rigidum
Lineage: Eukaryota; Viridiplantae; Streptophyta; Magnoliopsida; Poales; Poaceae
Product: forkhead box protein C1-like
Exons: 1
Coding region: 125-1273 (382 amino acids)
Source: RefSeq, a predicted model, not a curated record